AUGACCGACCACCCGAUUUUGGUAUGGAUUCUCUCGUUGAAUCGAGAUUAUACCGUCACAGAAUACGACCAAUGCCACAAAGUAGUUCAAGAAUGCAUUCAACACACCUCUUUCCCUUACCAACCCAAAAACCCCGACAGCUUUCGAAAAAUCGUAACCACCCUUCUACCAUUGCUCAUGAUGCGCCACAGAAGGAUCCCUCGCGCCAAAUGGAAAGAUUAUACAAACAACCAAGGGAAACACUGGAUCGAACAGUCGCCAGACGGUCUCCCUCCAGAGAAAUACCCAUAUUCAAUGAUCGGAUACCACCUCACCUUCUCAAACUCGGUAUGUGGUAUGGCCAUGACCCAAGGCGAACGUUCCAAAGUCGUAAAUAUCGGCUUUGGAGUCAACCAAUACGCCGUCCCCUCGCAAGGGACCUCGGUGGAAACCUACGUCGAAUCAAUGUCACAUAAAGUCAGUCGACUCGUUACCCACCCUCCGAGAUUAUCUGCAGAUCUAACCCAGCUCAAGCUCACCGCACUAGAGCUCCAAUCUCUCCAAGGUCAACCCGAGGAGGUCACACUUCGUCGACUGUGUAUCCUACUUGCCCUCAAAGACUCGUACAUCCGUGCUCUCGGUCAGCCUCUAGGCUUCGACUACGCCCGUCUCGAGUUCGACGUUUCGAACCACAAGGCCUGGGGUGACGGUAAACCCCUCACAGGCUGGGAGUUCCGCAUUUUCACAGCCAGUCUCGGAGUCGCACGAGGCUCGCAGCUGGUUUCCGAGCUGUACGAAUGCGCAUGUGCUUUCUUCCGAGGCACGAACGAGAUUAAAUUCGUCUGGCAUCAAACUGCAAGGGAGCUCGAGGGUUGGGUUCAGUUCAUUAACCUGGAUCAGAUGGUGAAGGUCCUUCCCAAGCUUUCAGCUUGA
Messenger RNA from Coprinopsis cinerea okayama7#130, 912 nucleotides. RefSeq lists its product as hypothetical. The coding region runs from base 1 to 912 and encodes 303 amino acids. The record is from RefSeq and is a predicted model, not a curated record. Gene Ontology annotation, molecular function: holo-[acyl-carrier-protein] synthase activity; magnesium ion binding. NCBI's taxonomy places the organism in Eukaryota, Fungi, Basidiomycota, Agaricomycetes, Agaricales, Psathyrellaceae. The transcript has 4 exons.